UUCAGUAAUUUGAAGUAAAUAUAAUAUUUCUGAUAAAGCUGCUUGGUAAACAUAUUGCCAGUAUUCCGUUGGCAACACUAUAAUUAUACGCGCGCAGAAUUCACCCACGAUGAAAGUUGUAAUAUAUCUGGCCUUAUUUCUAACAGCUGUCGCUUGUAACGAAACUCCCGCAAAGCCCUUGGACAAAGAGAAGGAGGAGUGUGUAGUUGAAUUAGGUUUAAAUCGUGAUGAAAUAAUCAAACUGGAUGCACUGGAACUACCAAUUGACACUAAUGCAGAUUAUAAUAGAUUCGUUGCAUGCGAUUCGAAGAAAAAGGGUUUAAUGACAGCCAAUGGAGAAAUACUAUAUUCAGCAAUAAAGAAGUUGUUAUUGGAACUACCUGACGUCAAAACACUCCCUAAACUAGUGCACUCUGUUUACGCACGAAUCAUUUCCGACGCACUUAAGCGAUGUGAAACGUUACCUUUGAGUGAAAAAGAUCCCGGUAAAAAUAUGAUUCACGUUUUCACGUGCAUGUUUAAGGAAAUGGAUAACAUUAAGGAAAGUAUGGUCUGAUGAUAUUGCUGCAUUGUGUAAUAAACCACUUUGAUACACUGGGUUACAACCAUUGCUAUUUUUGCCAAAAUGAAAUUAUUGUGAAACCACCCA
This is a messenger RNA of Photinus pyralis (common eastern firefly), 649 nucleotides long. RefSeq lists its product as uncharacterized. The transcript is spliced from 2 exons. NCBI's taxonomy places the organism in Eukaryota, Metazoa, Arthropoda, Insecta, Coleoptera, Lampyridae. Bases 110 to 556 code for a protein of 148 amino acids. The record is from RefSeq and is a predicted model, not a curated record. Gene Ontology annotation, molecular function: odorant binding.